AUGGCAAUUAAAGAAUCUAAUACUGACGUGCUCAUCAUCGGAGCUGGCCCAUCAGGUUUUAUGUGUGCAACAUGGUUGGCUAGAUGCGGUAUUCCUUUUAGAAUUAUUGACAAGAGAUCCACUGAAGUGUUUGCAGGACAAGCCGAUGGAUUACAAUGUAGAUCCUUGGAGAUAUUUAAGUCAUUUAGUGAAAAUUGUUUUGAUUUUGCUACCUUAGACCAGGGUUGGAAAGUUGCAAAUCACAUGAUUGAGAUGUGUUUUUGGUCCCCUAAUGAACAUGGUGAAUUGGUUAGAAAUUCAAGAGUUGCUGAUACCAUUCCAGGAAUUUCAAGAUAUACCCAAUCAGUUAUCCAUCAAGGUAAUAUCGAAAAAUGGUUUGAAGACUCCAUUGAUCAUUUCUCCUCUGGCACGGUUAAAGUUGAACGUCCAUUAUUGCCUGUAUCCCUCAAAAUCAAUGAACAAGAGGCAGAAAAUCCAGAAGCUUAUGCCGUUGAUAUCUUGAUUAAGAAAUUGGAUAAUAAUUCUGCUAGACCAGAACAGUAUGGUAAAGUUGCAAAUGGUCUUUUCCGUGCCUUUGAUGGAGAUCAAGAAAAGUUCUACAAGGAUGUCACCAAGGACAACGAAGAUGAUUAUGAACUUAUUCAUGCUAAAUAUGUUGUUGGGUCAGAUGGUGCACAUAGUUGGGUUCGUAAACAAUUAAACAUUGACAUGGACGGUGAACAAACUGAUUUUGUUUGGGGGGUAUUGGAUAUGGUUCCAAUUACUAAUUUCCCAGAUAUUAGAAGUCGUUGUGCUAUUCAUUCUAAAGAAAGUGGAUCAGUCAUGGUUAUUCCAAGAGAAAACGAUUUGGUUAGAUUCUACAUUCAAUUGAAAGAGGUUGAAAGAGAAGAAUCGUCUCCUGGAGACAAAGAAUUUAGUGGUACUGUUGAAGAAAGAAGAUCUUCCAAAGGUAGAAUUGAUCGUUCCAAAAUUACUCCUGAAUCAAUUCUUAAACAAGCUCAAGAAAUUUUCCACCCUUACAGUCUUGAAAUGACAGAUCUCCACUGGUACACUGGUUACCAAAUUGGUCAAAGAGUUAGUCCUAAAUUCAGCUCCCAUAAUAGGGUCUUUAUUUCGGGUGAUGCUUGUCACACUCAUUCACCAAAAGCUGGUCAAGGUAUGAAUGUAUCAAUGCAAGAUACUUACAAUUUGGGAUUCAAGUUGGCCUUGGUUUGUAAAGGUCUUUCCAAGCAAGAUAUUUUGUCAACUUAUGAAUCUGAACGUUUGAAAGUUGCUCGUGAUUUGAUUGCCUUUGAUCACAAGUUAUCGAGAUUGUUUAGUGGUAAACCAAUGAUUCCAAACUCAGACAUUAUGGAUGGAGUUGAUCUUGAUGAAUUCCACCAAGUCUAUCUUGAAGGUAACAAGUUUGCAUCUGGUACUAUUGUGGAUUAUGAAGACUCUUUGUUGAUUUCCAAAAAGAGUGGCACCAUCUCUUCACCUGAUGAAGAAGGAAGAGUAUACAACCCCUUGGCUUCCAAGGUUCCAAUUGGUAGAAGACUUUACAGUGACAAUAUCAUUGCUCAAGCUGAUGGUCGCCCUAUCCACAUGGCUGAUCGUACACCAAGUGAUGGUAGAUUUAGAGUUUUGAUUUUUGCUGGUGACAUCAAGAAAAAUCCAAAGAAUGUUGAGUUGUUGUAUGAUUUCCAAGACUUGAUUGACUCUCAAGAUUUCUUUGCAAAGAAGUUUACUCCAAUUAAUGCAUUUGCAAAUUCAGUUAUUGAUAUUGUUACUAUUCAUGCUUCCAACAGACAUGAUGUGGAAAUACUGGACUUCCCAGAGUUUACCCAUCCAUUGGAUUACAAGCGUCGUUGCGAUUACUGGAGAUUAUAUUCCGGUGUUGGUGAAACUUAUCAUGAAGGUGAUGUUGACAUUUACUCUACCUAUGGGAUUGACAAGAAAAAAGGUGUUAUUAUUGUUUUACGUCCAGACUCCCAUGUUGCUUUAGUCUCUGAACUCUCUGUUGCUGGUUUCAACGAAGUGAACGAUUAUUUCAAUGGAUUUAUGAUUCCACAAACCAAGAUCAAGUCACCACCAAAAGAUCCUCAAGCCGAUGACUCCAACAGAUUUGUUUUACCUAGAUUGGCUGUUUAG
Molecule: messenger RNA, 2130 nt
Organism: Candida tropicalis MYA-3404
Lineage: Eukaryota; Fungi; Ascomycota; Pichiomycetes; Serinales; Debaryomycetaceae
Exons: 1
Coding region: 1-2130 (709 amino acids)
Molecular function (GO): FAD binding
Source: RefSeq, a predicted model, not a curated record